AGCUUCGGGAUGUUUCUCAUGGCCAGAAAUGCUCUUAGUCGUCUCCAAGAUCAAAGCAUGCACAUGCAGCAAGCAACAGCAACACAGAGCCACCAGAAACAGACAUCCGAUUUCCAUGACAAAUAUGGCAAUGCUGUAUUAGCCAGUGGAGCUACUUUCUGUAUUGCUGUACGUGCAUACACAGCAACACAAACUGGAACAGAAUGGAUCUUGUCCCCUGUUGGCAGCAUCACCCCAAAGGAAUGGAGAGAUCAGUAA
Molecule: messenger RNA, 258 nt
Organism: Enhydra lutris kenyoni (northern sea otter)
Lineage: Eukaryota; Metazoa; Chordata; Mammalia; Carnivora; Mustelidae
Product: cytochrome c oxidase subunit 7B, mitochondrial-like
Exons: 2
Coding region: 10-258 (82 amino acids)
Biological process (GO): mitochondrial electron transport, cytochrome c to oxygen
Source: RefSeq, a predicted model, not a curated record